Physella acuta is the source of this 552-nucleotide messenger RNA. Its product is annotated as serine/arginine-rich splicing factor 4-like. The record is from RefSeq and is a predicted model, not a curated record. NCBI's taxonomy places the organism in Eukaryota, Metazoa, Mollusca, Gastropoda, Physidae.
AAAAGUAAAAGUAAAAGUAAAAGUAAAAGUAAAAGUAAAAGUAAAAGUAAAAGUAAAAGUAAAAGUAAAAGUAAAAGUAAAAGUAAAAGUAAAAGUAAAAGCAGUAAAAGUAAAAGUAAAAGUAAAAGUAAAAGUAAAAGUAAAAGUAAAAGUAAAAGUAAAAGUAAAAGUAAAAGUAAAAGUAAAAGUAAAAGUAAAAGUAAAAGUAAAAGUAAAAGUAAAAGUAAAAGUAAAAGUAAAAGUAAAAGUAAAAGUAAAAGUAAAAGUAAAAGUAAAAGUAAAAGUAAAAGUAAAAGUAAAAGUAAAAGUAAAAGUAAAAGUAAAAGUAAAAGUAAAAGUAAAAGUAAAAGUAAAAGUAAAAGUAAAAGUAAAAGUAAAAGUAAAAGUAAAAGUAAAAGUAAAAGUAAAAGUAAAAGUAAAAGUAAAAGUAAAAGUAAAAGUAAAAGUAAAAGUAAAAGUAAAAGUAAAAGUAAAAGUAAAAGUAAAAGUAAAAGUAAAAGUAAAAGUAAAAGUAAAAGUAAAAGUAAAAGUAAAAGUAAAAGUAAAAGUAAA